UAAAGUUGAUUGACACAUGUAAAUGUCAAACAUUAAACAAAUCAAACAGAAAAAAACGUACAAAGCCAACCAAAUGAUUUCAAUCAGUUUCUAGCAUGUCUAUAAAAAGUUAAAAGUCAGAAAUUGACAACUAAAACAUGUUAAAGAUCACUAAAAAGCCUUUGCCUGAGUGUCCAAUAUGUAGAAAAAAUUUACCAACUCUAUUGGCAAUGAAGUGUCACAUAUAUUUACACACGAACGAGCGUCCCUUUAGAUGUUUGACUUGUGGGAAAACAUUUGUUCAAAUAUCUCAUAUAAAGCGUCAUUUAUUGACACAUUCUGGGAAGUGUCCUUAUAAGUGCACUUUGUGUGGAAAAUCCUUCAAAUCUAAGGAUAAUAUGAAGAUUCAUACCUUGGUUCACACAGGAGAGCGACCUUAUAAGUGCAUUAUAUGUGGAAAAUCCUUCAAAACGAUUACUAACAUGAAGCAACAUACAUUAGUUCACACAGAAAAGCGACCUCUUAAGUGUACUAUAUGUGGAACAUUUUUCAAAACUAAACAAGGAAUGAAGAGUCAUACAUUAGUUCACAAAGAAGAGCGACCUCAUAAAUGCACUUUAUGUGGAAAAUCCUUCAUAAGUAAGGACUAUUUGAGAAAACAUACAUUAGUUCAUACAGAAGAGCGACCUCAUAAGUGCACUAUAUGUGGAAAAUCCUUCAAAACUAAGGACUAUGUGAUGAGUCAUACAUUAGUUCACACAGAAGAACGACCUCAUAAGUGUACUAUAUGUGGAACAUUCUUCAAAACUAAAGAAGGUAUGAAGAGUCAUACAUUAGUUCACACAGAAGAGCGACCUCAUAAGUGUACUAUAUGUGGAACAUUCUUCAAAACUAAAGAAGGUAUGAAGAGUCAUUCAUUAGUUCACACCAGAGAGCGACCUCACAAGUGCACUACAUGUGGAAAAUGCUUCAAAACUAAGAAUCUUAUGAAGAGUCAUACAUUAGUUCACACAGAAGAGCGCCCUCUUAAGUGUACUAUUUGUGGAACAUUCUUCAAAACUAAACAAGGUAUGAAGAGUCAUACAUUAGUUCACAAUGAAGAGCUACCUCAUAAGUGCACUUUAUGUGGAAAAUCCUUAAAAUGUAUGGCCAAUUUAAAGCAACAUACAUUAUUUCACGCAGAAGAGCGACUUCAUAAGUGUACUACAUGUGGAAAAUUCUUUAAAACUAAGGACAAUAUGAGGAAACAUACAUUAAUUCACAAUGAAGAGCAACCUCAUAAGUGCACUAUAUGUGGAAAAUCCUUCAUAAGUAAGGACUAUUUGAGAAAACAUACAUUAGUUCAUACAGAAGAGCGACCUCAUAAGUGCACUAUAUGUGGAAAAUCCUUCAAAACUAAGGACUAUAUGAAGAGUCAUACAUUAGUUCACACAGAAGAGCGACCUCAUAAGUGUACUAUAUGUGGAAAAUCCUUUAAAACUAAGAAUCAUAUGAUGAGUCAUACAUUAGUUCAUACAGAAGAGCGACCUCAUAAGUGCACUAUAUGUGGAAAAUCCUUUAAAACUAAGAAUCAUAUGAUGAGUCAUAAAUUAGUUCAUACAGAAGAGCGACCUCAUUAGUGUACUGUAUGUGGAAAAUAAUUCCAAACAAGUGGCCAUGUAAACAGGCACAAAUUAGUACACAGCGGUGAGCGACCGUAUUGUAUGUGGAAAAUCCUUAAGAACUGAGGGCAAUAUGUACAUAAAUUUACACAAAGAGCGAGCUCACAAGUGCACUACAUUUGGAACAUCCUUCAAAAUUAUGAAACAUAUGACGAGUCCUACAUUAGUUCACACAUAAGAGCGACCUCAUUAAUGUACUUUAUGUGGAAAAUACUAAUGGCUAUUUUAACCGGUAUAAAUAAGUACACACCGGAGGGAGACCUCAUAAUGUACUAUAUGUGGAAUAUCCUUAAGAACUAAAUGCAAUAUGAUGCAACAUACAUUAGUUUACACAAAGAGUGAGUUCAAAAGUGCAAUACAUGGGGAACAUCCUUCAAAAUUAAGAACAAUAUGAAAAGUCAUAGGGCCUACAUUAGUUCACACAGAAGAGCGACCUCAUGAGUGUACUACAUGUGGUUCAUCAUUCGAAACUAAGGAAAUUAUGAAAGGUCAUAAAUUUGUUCACACCAGAAAGCGACAUCAUAAGUGCACUAUAUGUGGAAAAUCCUUCAA
Molecule: messenger RNA, 2192 nt
Organism: Macrosteles quadrilineatus (aster leafhopper)
Lineage: Eukaryota; Metazoa; Arthropoda; Insecta; Hemiptera; Cicadellidae
Product: zinc finger protein 99-like
Exons: 1
Coding region: 138-1598 (486 amino acids)
Source: RefSeq, a predicted model, not a curated record